This is a messenger RNA of Mitosporidium daphniae, 492 nucleotides long. RefSeq lists its product as uncharacterized. Bases 1 to 492 code for a protein of 163 amino acids. The transcript has a single exon. Lineage: Eukaryota; Fungi; Microsporidia. The record is from RefSeq and is a predicted model, not a curated record.
AUGUUUGCUUCAUUUAAGUUUUAUGUCCCACUUGCCGGUUUAUCCUUUGCCAUUGGCCCCCUUUUUUACAGCAAAGUUUCAUGCGAUAGUGAUGCCGCAAAUGGCAAAAACACCGGUCUUUUUUAUGAAAAAGGAACGGGAAUGCAUGUUCCAACGAAGCUUGUGCUUCAAAAUCAGUACAAGCUUCUAUCCGCAGCAGCAAGAAAAGUGACUUUUUUAAAGUUUUCCGUUUAUUCGAUCGGGAUUUAUGUGACCGAAAACGACGAUGCCAAGUCUUUUAAUACGUGCUCUGAUGCUGUUUCGAAGCAGUCGCUAGCCUUGCGACUGGCUCCCUCUCGCGCCACCACGGGGACGCAUAUGCGGGCAGGGCUUGAAAGGGCUCUGCUUCAGCAAUUGCAAUUGCAACUGCCUAAAGACACGUCGGAAAUAGUUUGUUUUUUAAUGCUGAUGAUGCUUCUUAGGAUCGGUGUAGGGACUCAAUUGCAGCGCUAA